Messenger RNA from Sycon ciliatum, 2732 nucleotides. RefSeq names its product tripartite motif-containing protein 3-like. NCBI's taxonomy places the organism in Eukaryota, Metazoa, Porifera, Calcarea, Leucosolenida, Sycettidae. The record is from RefSeq and is a predicted model, not a curated record. The coding region runs from base 159 to 1988 and encodes 609 amino acids. The transcript has a single exon. Gene Ontology annotation, molecular function: zinc ion binding.
UGUACGUUGAGCAGCACUGUGCUAGUAAUUGCUUUUGUAAAAUUUGACUGUUUGACGAGUGCUGCAAAACCACCACUGGUACAGGCGGUAGCUCACCUCCCACUAACCUUUUGUUCUAAUCUACUGUUAGAUCUAGUGGAGUAGAUCUACUGGUGAGAAUGUUAGAUUCGGCGACAGCUUGCGUGUGCUGCAAGGAGGAGCGGCCCGAGUCCGGACGGUUGCUGGACUGUCUGCAUGUCCUCUGCGAGAGUUGUUUGCGCGACCAGAUCAAUCCCUUGACUGGUGGUAUCUGCUGUAUGCUGUGUGGAAGGAACACCGUCACUGAGUCAAUACAGAGCCAAGCUGCGGAUGAGAGCAUCACUCGGAUGCCCCUUGGUGGACAUCAGCGGCUUGUGAAAGCGGCUGGUCUCCUGUACCUUAGCCAAAGUCCUGAGGCGUCGGGUGCUACUGCACUGGGGCCAGCUGUGGUAGCUGGCGACCGAGAAGGAGGUGGGUUGAAGUGCAGCAUUCAUGGCGGCCAACUUCUUUCAUUGUACUGCAAGACGUGCGAUCGACUGGCCUGUGGCAUGUGUGCCUCGUCGCAUCUUGAACAUGGUCACGUGGUGGCGUCCACGAGGGAAGUGUGCAGAGAAAUGCGAUGCUCUGUGGAAGAGCUGUUGGAGAGUGUGUCUUCCAUUGCCGGCUUGUCGGAUGUUAAACUGCUCGACCUUCGCCUCAUGAACUUGACCACUGCCACUGAGCAAGUAAAUCAGCAAGCGGAAGAAGCGUCUGAGAAAGUGAAGGAGUAUUUCAAGGAGUUACGAUCUAUGUUGGAUGAAGAAGAGCAACGUUUAUACUCAGAGAUAGAUCAGCAUCGCUGGACAACGCAACAGCACCUUGAGGAGGAACAGCAGCGUAUUCAUAACAAGCGCAACACGCUAAGCAGCAUACAGGCCAUUGGUGAGAAACUGACGCAAUCUCUGCCCCAGCCAUCCAAGGCAAUCACGCCGUCGGACAUUCAAGUCAUGCUGCUGCAUGGCAGUCUAGCUGAAGCAGCUACUACUUUGUCGCCCGAGGACCUUAACAUGCCCGUAGCACAGUUGGCCGGCAAGUUGGGUGUUACAAUAGCUGAGAAGAGCACGGAUGGUAUUCGUGCGACUCUGAAAGCCGAUGCAUGGGUAUUCCACACAGUAGUGGAUGUCAUGCAGUCACGGAUCAAGAAUUUGGGGAAACAGCCGGGAUCUGAAAAUUUUAACCGCAAACUCAGGCUCACCCUACGUGAUCAUGCUGGUAGUGUCUUGCACACAAAACAGGUGCCGGAGGAUUUUGAAGCCUCCAUGAUGUUCCCAACGGGAGAUCUCCAAAGGCUACGCUUGUCAGCUGAUGAUGCUAAAGUAGGUGUGUGGGAGAGUGACCUCUUUCUGACGGAGCCAGGUGGAUACCCUGUUCAUUUGUCCACUCCUGAAGGGAGUCGCUAUCCCUGGAUGUCUAGGACCACUAAGCUUGUUUUCACAGACCCUUUAACACUGCAAUCCUUGACUACACCUGGACAUGAUCAUGCGCACGUCCCAUUCGCUGAAGUUGCGGGCAAUAACGCUGCAGCGGUGUCUAAGCAUGCGUUCACUGAAGGCAGGAACUGCUGGAGUGCUCGAGUAAAGUGGAAGACGCAGCACAACAUCUUCAUGGGCGUGACGUCAUCAAUAGCUGCUUCUGCUGAUGGUGCAGCGUCAGGAAACUCCAAGUCCAGCAGUAUAGCCUAUGGUUGGUGGUCAGCCAAUACUGUUCGUCAUGGUCACGUUGACCAGCGCACUGCAGAUUUCAAGGAGCUGAAGAGCGGGGACAAGAUCGUUAUCACCCUGGACUUACAGCGCAAGAGGCUGGAGCUGCUGACCGCUGGUAUGAAGAAGUGCGAAGUCCUGGACAUGUCUGCUGAUUGCGCAACACCAGGGCGUGCAUGGCAUCCUGUGUUUUGCCUCAGCAAUGAAGGCGAGAGCAUUGAUUUUAAAUGAAGGGGUAAGCAGAAGCAUUCAGCCCUGUACAGAUUUUUCAUCAACCAACACACCAUGACUGCGCUCUCCAGUCGACCUCGACACGACACUGCCGCAGUACAUCACCAGCAAAGCGACACUUUCGUUGGUACUGAAUCCCUUCAUACAACUGUUUCAACUAUAUAAGUCUCUUUACUGAAUGUAGAUGCUAGAUGCUCUGUGAAGAAAUCAUUCCUGUGCUGACAACACCAAUGCCAAGAGGCCAGAAAUAACAUUUAUUUUUAAACCAUAAAUGCAGUAUACAUCUUACCAGUCUGGACUUCCUUCAGUGUAUGCACAAUGACAUCAACAAUUAACAAAAUGUUCGUUGGAAACAUUAAUACCCACUCCAUGGAUAUCCAUUUUCUCUAUUUUCAGAAAUAUGUACACUAGUCCAAUUUCUGUGUUCUGCUGUUUCUCUAUUGUCAUUCCAGUUUCGAUUUCAUAUUUCUUCACGUUUAUGUGGUUGGAGAAUACUAUUGUUACUAUUGGAUUUACAUGUAUGUAUCUCAAGCUGUCAGAAGAUGUAGAGAAAACAUAAUAAUUCUCAGUCCUCCAUCUUGCAAACUGAGAAUGCUUUAUUCAAUACCAUAGCUAAUUGGAUAUGCUGCUUGCAAGUGUUUUUUUUUGUCAUGCAGAUUCCCCAUUGAACUGUUCAUUUUGAGACAUAUUUGCUAUCCAGGAAUGACGGAGCGCAGUUCAGAGAUUCAAUAUCCAUGAAGUCAG